GGCUGGGCCCGUCCCACACAGCAGAAACGGCUGAGAAGGACGACAGAAACAGCUGACGCUGAUGACGAGACAACACAGAACGAGCACACAACAGCAGCGGCAGCAGCAGCGGAGGAGAUGACUGUCUUGGGAAGGGUUAAGGUUGGAGCAGAGCGAGGCACCGUCCGCUACGUCGGUCAAGUGCAGGGUGCACAAGGAACGUGGUACGGGAUUGAGUGGGAUGAUCCAAGCCGAGGGAAGCAUGAUGGAUCACACAAGGGCGUCAAAUACUUUGCCUGCAGUCAUGCGACGGGAGGGUCCUUUGUGAAGGAGAAGAAGGUGAACCGGGGCGUGUCGUUUCUGCAGGCGCUGGAGACGCGUUAUGGGGAAGAGGAAGCUGCGUCACACGUGGAGGUGAACGUGCGACAGCGGAUCGAGGUGGAGCUGGUGGGCGAGGACCGCGUACGCUCUCGCAUCCAGCGACACGACGAGCUGCGAGAGGCGCAGCUACGCGACAUGGACAUCAACGACACUGUGGAGGACACGCUUGCUGAACGCUGUCCCAACGUGAACAUCCUUGAUCUCUCCUUCAACCUCAUCUGCAAGUGGUCCACGGUCGUCGCCAUCUGCAAGCAGCUCCCGCGCCUCACGUCCCUCAACAUCAGCGGCAACCGCCUUGACUUUGACACCAUCGACGAGGAGACUGCGGCCUUCCACGACGUCACGUGUCUCUACCUCUCCCACAUUCCGGGCCUGCAAUGGGAUCAGGUUGUUCAAAUUUGUCGGCACAUGCCAAACUUGACAGAGCUCCACGCCUGCGAGAACGGCAUGGAGCACAUCAAUAUGGACGCAGAGACGGUGCGGGUGUUUGGGCGGUUGCACACCCUCAACAUGUACGGGAACGCCUUGCAUGCGUGGUCAAAGGUGCUAGCGUUGGGCGAGCUGCCCGCGCUCUCUGACCUGAAGCUGAACGCGAACCAACUCGGUGACUGCACAGACUUUACACCGCUGUCAUCGCUGGCAUCGCUCUCCAUUGCGUCAAAUGAGAUUUCGUCAUGGGAAACCGUCAAGGCACUGGGGAAACUCACAGGCCUGACGAGUGUGCGCAUGCGGCACAACCCGGUUGGCAGCGGCGUGACGGAGGCCGUGUACAGGAAGCUCUGCAUCCACCACCUUCCACGAGUGCGGUGCGAUAUCGCUUGA
Salpingoeca rosetta is the source of this 1182-nucleotide messenger RNA. RefSeq lists its product as uncharacterized. The transcript is spliced from 10 exons. NCBI's taxonomy places the organism in Eukaryota, Choanoflagellata, Craspedida, Salpingoecidae. The record is from RefSeq and is a predicted model, not a curated record. The coding region runs from base 118 to 1182 and encodes 354 amino acids.